This is a messenger RNA of Ostreococcus tauri, 1023 nucleotides long. Its product is annotated as JAB/MPN domain. Gene Ontology annotation, cellular component: COP9 signalosome; cytoplasm. The transcript is spliced from 2 exons. Lineage: Eukaryota; Viridiplantae; Chlorophyta; Mamiellophyceae; Mamiellales; Bathycoccaceae. Bases 1 to 1023 code for a protein of 340 amino acids. The record is from RefSeq and is a predicted model, not a curated record. Gene Ontology annotation, biological process: protein deneddylation. Gene Ontology annotation, molecular function: metallopeptidase activity; deNEDDylase activity; protein binding.
AUGGAUCCACCCGGACCGGACGACCCCGCCACCGCGCGCGCGAGCGCCUCGGACGAACUCUUCGUCUUCGACGACACCGCGCAAAGACUCGUCGCCGAGCAAAAACCGUGGACCCGUGACCCGCACUACUUCAAAAAGGUAAAGAUCUCAGCCUUGGCUCUGAUGAAAAUGACGCAACACUGCGAACGGGGCGGAGAGAUCGAGGUGAUGGGGACGCUGCUCGGGCAGACGCGCGGCGACGCGUUCGUGGUGACGGAUGCGUUUGAGCUCCCGGUCGAGGGCACGGAAACCAGGGUGAACGCGCAAGCAGAGGCGUAUGAGUACAUGGUGGAACACGUCGGAGCUAUGAAGCGGACGGGGAGGGGAGAGAACGUCGUUGGAUGGUAUCACUCGCACCCCGGGUACGGGUGCUGGUUGUCGGGCAUCGACGUGAACACACAAAUGUUAAAUCAGAGGUACAACGAACCGUUCAUGGCGAUUGUGAUCGAUCCCACGAGAACGUGCGCGCAGGGUAAGGUUGAGAUCGGGGCGUUUCGAACGUUUCCGGACGGGUACGCGCCGCCAGACGAGGCGUCGACGUCGAAACAACAGACCAUUCCGCUGAGUAAGGUUGAGGACUUCGGCGUGCACGCGAACAAGUACUACUCCUUAGACGUGAGUUUUUUCAAGAGCUCUCUCGACGCUCGGAGUUUGAAUCCACUCAAGGAGCAGUACUGGGUGAACCCUCUGAGCUCAGCGCCGUUCUUGAAUAAUCGCAGGCUCGUCGCCGGACAAGUUUGGGAUAUCCAGAGUAAAAUCGCGAGCGCUGAGCAGGCGCUCAAGCGUGGCGGCCCGACCGGCGCGAUGCCGAGAGCGGCCGCGGACGCGCCGGAAUCCCCGAUCGCCGCUGCGACGCGCGACGCCGUGGCGCUCGCGGUCGAACAAUCAAAAGGUUUCACCGCGCACGCGGUGAAGAGUGCGCUCUUCGACGCCGCGCGCGCCGUCGACGCCAUAAAAUCCCUCGACCAGAUGCAAAUAGACUGA